Molecule: messenger RNA, 3021 nt
Organism: Nymphalis io (European peacock)
Lineage: Eukaryota; Metazoa; Arthropoda; Insecta; Lepidoptera; Nymphalidae
Product: glutamate receptor ionotropic, kainate 3-like
Exons: 17
Coding region: 244-2991 (915 amino acids)
Biological process (GO): synaptic transmission, glutamatergic; modulation of chemical synaptic transmission; monoatomic ion transport
Cellular component (GO): plasma membrane; postsynaptic membrane
Molecular function (GO): transmitter-gated monoatomic ion channel activity involved in regulation of postsynaptic membrane potential; glutamate-gated receptor activity
Source: RefSeq, a predicted model, not a curated record
GACGGCAUUAGAGUGAAGUAUGUCGUUUGCGGGAAAACUUGUCCUAAAUAUAGUAUCGAGAUUAUUUCUGACUUCACGUGUCGCGCUAUCCCAAAAUCUAAACACAUUACGAGUAUACUGUAUACGAUUUGAACGUUUAUUGUGUGAUUUUAACCAAAUGAUCCUUAGCGAAUUAAUUACGGUAAUAAUUGUAAGAAGUUAACCGUUUUAAAAUGUUCAUAAAUCCUUUUUGGUGUUUUGGUGAUGUUAUUGCGAUUUUUUGAAAAUACAAUGAUUAGAAUUGAUUUAAAAGUAUUAUUUACAUUGCUGGUGAUAGCACGAUGCGCUUUAUCGAAUCAACCAAAUGUUGGUGGCAUCUUUUACAGUAACGAUGAAGAUCUAAAAGUCGCUAUGACUGUUAGCGCAAAAUUAUUUAACUUUACAGCUCUCAUAAAAGAGGUCAGCAAACGAGGGGACAUUCUUGAGAUAACUCGUCACGUCUGCGAUCUAGCUGAAAACGGCGUCGUUGGAAUUAUAGAUGGAUUGGGCGGCAAAGCGACAGAACACUUACAGGGAAUAUGCGACAUUUUAGAGCUUCCUCUUAUUAAUAUUCAACACAACGAUUUGUAUGUGAAGAACUGGUCGCUUAUCAAUUUAUAUCCAAGCCCAGUAGCAUUUAAUAUGGCUUUAGAACAAUUAAUAACAAAAAAGGAAUGGUUGAACUUUACGUUAUUGUACGUUAAGGGCCACAGUUUGUCACAGGUGCAAAGUUUGAUGAAAAUGGGUCAGCCUACCGAGAGGGUUACAGUCACGGUGCGAGAAUUAAGUGGCAACGACUACAGGGAAGUGUUAAUAAACACGAAAAAAAGUGGCCACACAAACUUCGUGGUAGACUGUCCUUCAGGUUACUUGGAACAGAUCCUGAGGCACGCGCAGCACGUCGGCCUCAUGGCGGACGAACAUUCAUAUGUUUUCGUGUCACCCGAUUUGUUUACUCUGGACCUUCAUCGGUAUAGAUAUGGCGGUGUUAACAUGACAGGAUUUCAGCUAAUUGAUCUGUUAAUGAAGGAGCAGCUGUAUGAGUUUAUAUCAUAUUACAAUGAGGAGUCAGGAGAAACUCUAGCACCUGAAAAUCUGAAGACUAAGGUUGUACUUAUUCAUGACGCUAUUUUAAUGUUAUACCAAGCAAUGACAAAGGUGAACGUGGUGCCGGCGAGUAUUAGUUGUGAUAACUACGAGUCCUGGACUUAUGGCACGACAUUGCUUAAUGUUAUGAAAACGAAUAAAAUUGAGGGUAUUACCAGAAAUAUGAUCUUCGAUGGCUUCGGUCAGAGAAAUAACGUUACAAUGGAUAUAUUGGAGUUAACGCCAGCUGGAAAUCAGACUAUAGGUACGUGGAAAAAUGACGAGCUUAUUAUAUCAAGGCCUUACAUAACAGCCGCUGAAAUUGCAUCGGAAACGAUUAUGAGAAAUAAAACUUUCAAAGUGUUAAUUUCUAAGACUGCGCCAUAUGGUUACGAAAAGAGAUCUUCUAAUCAUCUAGAGGGCAAUGAUAGGUAUGAAGGUUUCACAAUAGACCUGAUUGAAAGAAUUGCCGAAAUAUUGGGUUUUAACUAUGACUUCGAACUUGAAGAUGACUACGGUGGGUUAAAUCCGACAACUCAUAAAUGGACGGGCAUGAUAGCGAAACUUAGUGAUGAGAAAGCAGAUUUUGCUAUUUGUGACUUUACAAUAACAGCAGAGAGGCAGAGCGCAAUUGAUUUUUCCACACCGUUUAUGACAUUGGGUAUUGGUAUACUUUAUAAAGAACCCAGUAAGCAGCCUCCAGAAAUGUUUUCUUUUAUGGCCGUGUUUUCUAAGGAGGUAUGGUAUUAUAUGAUGUUUGUACAAAUUGGUUUGGGAGUAAUUAUGAUAUUCGUCGGUCGGAUAUCCCAUAAGGAAUGGCAGAAUCCCGUCCCUUGUAUUGAACAACCGGAAGAGUUAAGCAAUCAGUUCAGUUUUGCGAACUCGGUCUGGCUUAUCAUUGGAUCCGUUAUGCAACAGGGUUCUGAAAUCGCACCCAUUGCUUUGGCUCCACGUAUAAUAACCAGCGUGUGGUGGUUCUUUACGAUGGUAAUGGUGGCUUCUUAUGUGGGCACACUCGUGGCCUUUCUUACUGUAGAAAAAAAUGUCCUGCCAUUUGAAAAUGUUAAAGAACUUUACGAACACAAAUCCAUUUCCUACGGAGCUAAGAGCAAGGGGUCAACGAUAUCAUUUUUUAAGAACUCAUCUGUUCCUGAAUAUAAAAAAAUGUACGAAAAAAUGGAGAAAAACGGUUGGCUUGUGGCUGAUAAUGAUAUAGGAGUCAAAUUAGCAGAGACAAAGACAUAUGCAUUUUUCAUGGAAUCUACCUCUAUAGAAUACACCACCCAAAGACACUGUGAUCUGCUCCAAGUGGGUGGAUUGCUUGACUCCAAGAGUUAUGGAAUUGGUAUGAAAAAAGGUUCCCCGUAUAAAAAAUACAUAGAUGAAGCUUUGUUGAAACUUAAAGAAAGCGGUGAGAUAAAAAAGCUCAAGGACUUAUGGUGGAAAGAAAAAAUGGGAGGGGGCAAAUGUAGCGAAAAAAGAGAUGAAGAACAGAAACAAUUGGGAAUGAAGAAUAUGUUGGGAGCGUUCGUAGUCCUCGGCGUGGGUUGUUUGAUUGGUAUAUUAAUUUCAACACUCGAUAUGUUAUGGGGUGUGUUCAAGAGAUCAGUUAAAUAUAAUACGACAUUCAAGUAUGAGCUGAUUGAAGAAUUAAAAUUUGCACUUAAAUUCAACGGAGAUAUCAAACCACUCAAGCGGCCGCCAAAGACCGGCAGUGGUAGCGCCGAAGCCCUAGCUGACAUAGAAGGAAAGGACGAAAUCACAUCACUGCGGUCGCUCCGGUCAGCUAAAUCCAGUGACUCACACAGGACUCACCACUCACAUUGUUCAAAGCAUUCCUCUGGGGGCUUGAGUGUAGCGUUUGCUCGACGUAGAGAUUAUUCUUAAAAUAUUUAAUAUAUUAUAAUAAUCAACAUA